Messenger RNA from Nyctereutes procyonoides (raccoon dog), 3000 nucleotides. Its product is annotated as protocadherin beta-7-like. Bases 305 to 2698 code for a protein of 797 amino acids. Gene Ontology annotation, biological process: homophilic cell-cell adhesion. The record is from RefSeq and is a predicted model, not a curated record. The transcript has a single exon. Gene Ontology annotation, molecular function: calcium ion binding. Gene Ontology annotation, cellular component: plasma membrane. Lineage: Eukaryota; Metazoa; Chordata; Mammalia; Carnivora; Canidae.
UCUGUUGGCAGUUGCUUGAAUCUGCCAUCUUUUGGUUCUAUUCUUGAAAACGGGAACAACAUCUACAAAACGCAAGGUGGCGCUGCUGGCUAAAAAGAGGGGGGAUACUCUUACAAAGGAAGUUACAAAUUCUACUGAUCAGAGGAAAGCUGACAGACAAGAAAAGGAAAGGAAAGGGUGGUGAUGGAGUUGGGAUAAAGCAUUGCUAUUAUACACCUCAUUUCUAAGGAUUCGGUUUCUGCAAUUUCUGAGAACUGCUUGAGGCAGAGCAAACCGUGGUUUUGAAAGGUUGCUUAAACAAAGAAUGGAGGCCAUAGUGGCGCGUGCAGUGCAGAAAAGGCAAGUGUUCUUUCUUUGUGUGUUUUUGGGAGUGUCUUGGGCUGGCACAGAACCGCUUCAGUAUUUUGUGGCAGAGGAAAUGGAGAGGGGGACUUUUCUGGCCAACCUAGCAAUUGAUCUGGGUUUGGAGCCGGGGGAAGUAUCAGCUCGGGGAUGUAGAAUCGUUUCAGAUGAGAACAUAAGAUUUUUACUCCUCAAUCCGCUUACUGGUGACUUACUUCUAAAUGAGAAAUUAGACCGAGAGAAACUGUGUGGCCCCAUAGAGCCGUGUGUGUUGCCUUUCCAGCUGCUACUUGAAAAGCCUUUUCAGAUUUUCCGUGCUGAGCUAUGGGUCAGAGACAUCAAUGAUCAUUCUCCAGUAUUUCUAGACAAAGAGAUUUCCUUGAACAUAUUAGAAAGUACCACUCCAGGGGUAACAUUUCUUCUAGAAAGGGCAGAGGAUUCAGAUGUUGGUAUCAAUAACCUGAGAAACUACACCAUCAGCUCCAACAUCUAUUUCCAUAUUGAUGUCCAUGAUAGUGGAGAGGGGAAUGUUUAUCCCGAAUUGGUACUGGAUAGAGUGCUGGAUCGUGAAGAGGUUUCUGAACUCCGUUUAACACUCACAGCCCUGGAUGGCGGCUCUCCGCCCAGAUCCGGGACCACCCUAAUACACAUACUGGUUUUGGACGUAAAUGACAACGUCCCUGAAUUUGUACAGUCGCAUUACAGGGUGCAGGUGCCUGAAAACAGCCCUGUUGGCUCCCUGGUUGUCGCUGUAUUAGCUAGAGAUUUAGAUACUGGAAGUAAUGGAGAAAUAGUCUAUGCGUUUUCGUAUGCUACUGAUAGAAUUCUCAAAACGUUUCGAAUCAAUUCAACAUCUGGCAAACUUUACCUUAAAGCAGAAUUGAACUACGAGGCAAUACAAACUUAUACAUUAACUAUUCAGGCCAAAGAUGGUGGAGGGCUUUCUGGAAAAUGUACUGUGGUGGUCCAUGUAACAGAUAUCAAUGAUAAUCCACCAGAACUACUCAUGUCAUCACUUACUAGCCCAAUUGCAGAAAACUCACCGGACACAGUAGUAGCUGUUUUUAGGAUCAGAGACAGAGAUUCAGGGAACAAUGCAAAGAUGGUGUGCUCCAUCCAGGACGAUCUCCCCUUCGUCCUGAAGCCAUCAGUAGAGAAUUUCUACACCCUGGUAACAGAGAGCCCCCUCGACAGAGAGAGCCAGGCGGAGUACAACAUCACCAUCACCGUCAGUGACUUGGGGACCCCCAGGCUGAAGACCCAGCACAACAUCACCGUGACGGUCUCCGACGUCAACGACAACGCCCCCGCCUUCAGCCAGACCACCUACACCCUGCGCGUCCGCGAGAACAACAGCCCCGCCCUGCACAUCGGCACCGUGAGCGCCACCGACAGGGACGCGGGCGCCAACGCCCAGGUCACCUACUCGCUGCUGCCGCCCCGGGACCCGCACCUGCCGCUCGCCUCGCUGGUGUCCAUCAACGCGGACAACGGGCAGCUGUUCGCGCUCAGGUCCCUGGAUUACGAGGCGCUGCAGGCCUUCGAGGUCCGCGUGGGCGCGGCCGACCGCGGCUCGCCCGCGCUGAGCAGCCAGGCGCUGGUGCGCGUGCUGGUGCUGGACGACAACGACAACGCGCCCUUCGUGCUGUACCCGCUGCAGAACGGCUCUGCGCCCUGCACCGAGCUGGUGCCGCGGGCGGCCGAGGCGGGCUACCUGGUGACCAAGGUGGUGGCGGUGGACGGCGACGCGGGCCAGAACGCCUGGCUGUCGUUCCAGCUGCUCAAGGCCACGGAGCCCGGGCUGUUCGGCGUGUGGGCGCACAACGGCGAGGUGCGCACGGCCCGGCUGCUGAGCGAGCGCGACGCGGUCAAGCACAGGCUGCUGGUGCUGGUCAAGGACAAUGGCGAGCCGCCGCUGUCGGCCAGCGUCACGCUGCACGUGCUGCUGGUGGACGGCUUCUCGCAGCCCUACCUGCCGCUGCCGGACGUGGCGGCGGCCGAGGCCCGGGCCGACCCGCUCACCGUCUACCUGGUCAUCGCCUUGGCGUCCGUGUCGUCGCUCUUCCUGUGCUCGGCGCUGGCGUUCGUGGCGGUGCGGCUGUGCAGGAGGAGCGGGGCGGCGUCGGGGGGUGGCUGCGCGGUGCCCGAGGGCCACUUUCCGGGCCACCUGGUGGACGUCAGCGGCGCGGGGACCCUGUCCCAGAGCUACCAGUACGAGGUGUGUCUGACGGGAGGCUCAGGGACCAGCGAGUUCAAGUUCCUCAAGCCCAUUAUCCCCAACCUCCCACCCCAGUGCCCUGGGAAAGAAACAGAAGAAAAUCCUAACUUCCGCAAUAGUUUUGGGUUCAACAUAUAGAGAUCAUAAUUAUGUUUGACAUUCCAUAAGUGCCACUUUUCAUGCCACUUCCAGAUCAAUGUUAUUUCCCCCAAUUUGUGUGUAUUUUAAAUUGUAUUCUGUGUACUUUUAUAUUUUCACAAAUUCUACCCAUCUUUCAAGUAAAUGUUAUCUUUGUGUUUAUAAUUAGAUGGUACUUUUUCUGUAAUCCAGGAGGCCUUAAUGGGUAAUUAGUUUGCCUCCUUAAGUAACAGCACCAAAUCACUUUUGUUCAUUGUCCUCUAUCCAGUUGAACUUUCACCUACAAUUAUGCUUUUGGUAAA